AGUCCAGAAACCCAUGCAGCGCGCCAUGAUGUCGCUUUCCCGGCGCUUUGCUUCGCAGCUCUCGGGCGGUUUGUGCCGGGCGCCCGCGUUUCCGGCGCAAAGACUCUGGCCCGCGCCGGGCGCCGGGGCGCCCUUCGCGCCCGCGCCCUCCGCGCCCGCGCCGCCGGCGCGGAGCUUGGCGCCGCUGGUGCAUCCUUCGCCCUGGCAGCCGCGGCGGUUGGAAGUGCGGCAGUUCUCCACACGGAAUCUCGCGGGCCGGCUGUUCUACAAGCGGCGACCCAAGAUGGUCCCCACCUCGAAGUUCAACCCCCGGUCCAAGUGGCUGGAGGGCGCUGCCAACCGGAAGGGGGUCUGCACCAAGGUGUUCAUCCAGAACCCGAAGAAGCCGAACUCCGGACUUCGGAAGGUUUGUUACGUACGCCUCUCCAAUGGACGCGUGAUCAAGGCCUACAUUCCGGGCAUCGGCCAUAAUCUUCAGGUCCACUCCGUGGUGAUGGUGAGAGGUGGACGAAGACGAGAACUGAUAGGCUGCAACUACACCUGCAUGCGUGGGCAGUACGACCUGCUUCCCGUGAAGAAUCGCGGGAGCCGCCGCUCCAAGUAUGGGGUGAAGCGGCGCGCAGAUUUCAAGCCAGUGGUUCAGCGCUUCAAGUCAAUCACCACCAACGUGGACCGGCGCCUGCACUUCUACAGGACGGGUGAAGAGCUCACCAUCGGCGCAGAUGAGUCGCCCCCCAGAGGGCUCAGGGUCCCUCGAGCGCGUGUCACUUAUCGCCGGCCCAAGAAGAAGGCCUGAGUGCGGAUGGACGCCUCUAGUUUGACGGCGCAAACGCUGCGCCGAGCGCUUGGGUUUGAAUCAAAUUGAGCCA
Molecule: messenger RNA, 869 nt
Organism: Effrenium voratum
Lineage: Eukaryota; Dinophyceae; Suessiales; Symbiodiniaceae
Source: the annotation of a GenBank genome assembly